GUUUACCAGUUUCAUCCCAAAAAUAUUCCGGUAGGCGGAUUGGCUGGACUAAAUUGCCCCUAGGUGUAAAUGAGUGUCUAGGUGGUGCACUGUGAUGAAUGGAUGGACUGGCAUCACAUCCAGAGUGCAUUCCUGCUUCACAUCCAGUGUUCACAGGAAAGGUCCAAUAUCCACCAUGACCCUGAUCGCAAAACCAUGAAAUCCUGGAGGGACUGUGAAAUGAUUUAUCAACUCGACUUGGAUAUGGGGAAAAUUUGCCCUGCUAAAAAAAACCUCCCAAAACAACAGAAACCCGCAUAUAAUUUGAAAUGGUUUUAAGGGUUAUAAUGGGAAUUAUAUCCGGUUUUAACAGUCCCUGUGGGUCUCUACUGGUAAUUUAUUGCCUUCUGCUGGCGGCACAUUAUGUCUAGAGGAUACCAUUAAGGACCGGUAAUGAUAAUGGUUUUAGUGGUUAGCUGAUGGCUUGUAAUGGUAGUUGUAGUGGAAACCAUUAGAAUUUCUGUGAUGGUUUAUCUUUGGGUUGUUGUUGCUUUUCAGCAGGACGUGCUUACAUGUGAAUUUAAUUCCUUUAGGGUUCUCUUACAAGUGGAUAAUGAUGUUUGAUCUUGUAAACACUGGUGCACUUUGAAUUUGGGAAGGAUUGUAGUGAGUCUGUGUGGGAUCUGUUUGAGGUGGAUGAGAUCUGCAGCUGUUCUGUUUAUUCGACCCCAUCAGCUCUAUUCAUGUUUCUAUCGGUGGAGGUCGCCAGGCGUACUCAAUAGACAGAUGGAGCGCACGCUGAACGUGUGUGUGUGAGAGAGAGAGAGAGAGAGCGAGAGAGAGUGAGUGAGUGAGGCAGAGAGAGCGAGUGUGUGAGUGUUCAGUCCGCUGUGGAUGGGGAUCAGCAGAGAGAAGCGAGGCUCCCACCCGACUCAACUCACUCUUCGUACCGCGCGCUGCAAAAAUGGCGGCCGCUUCUUCCAUGCAGCCGCCCACAGCGCCCGCCGUAGAGCGCCCGAAUUCCCCCGUGCAGGACUCGGAGAGCCCCGAGAGCCGGCCGGAGGAGGACGGGGCUUCUGAGGACACCAUCCUCCGGGACAUGGCCGAGCUGGAGCCGGAGGAGAUUGAAAGGAGGCUGGAGAAAACUCGGAGAGAACUGAGCAACAGGAGAAAGAUUGUCAUCAAGAACCUGCCGCAGGACGCCACUAACCAGGAAGUGCAUGAUAUUCUCCGCGAGUACGAGCUCAAGUACUGCUUUGUGGACCGGAACAAAGGCACAGCUUUUGUAACACUCCUAAAUGGCGACCAGGCGCAGGACGCCAUCCGUUCACUGCACCAGACGUCGGUGCGUGGUCGUGACAUCAGCGUCCAGCUGCAGCCCACCGACUCGCUGCUGUGCGUCACCAACCUGCCUCACACGUUCACGGGCACACAGUUCCAGGAACUGGUGCGCUCCUACGGCAACAUCGAGCGCUGCUUCCUCGUCUACAGCGAGCUAACGGGCCACUCCAAGGGCUAUGGCUUUGUGGAGUACAUGAAGAAGGACUCGGCCUCCAGGGCUCGCUUGGAGCUGCUGGGUAAAGUGCAGGGCGACCGCUUGCUUAUGGUGCAGUGGAGUGACGUCAACCAGCUCAGCACGGCCCAGCACAUCCACUCCAAGUGCCUGUGCGUGGAGCGGCUGCCUGUGGACUUUGACAGCUCUGAAGAGCUAUCGCACAUCUUUUCUGAGCACUACAAACCCGUCUUCUGCCAGCUGGCGCAGGACGAGGGCAGUGCCGUGCGUGGUUUUGCCGUGGUGGAGUACGAGACCGCAGAGCAGGCUGAGGCCGUGCUGCUGGAGAUGGACCGACACCUGAUCCAGGGUCAGGAGAUCCGCCUGUCACUGUGCAGCCCGGGAACAUCUGGCCGCAGCACACUCGCUGCCCUCAUUGCUGCUCAGGGAGUGAUGCUGAGCAAUAAAAAGGGUUUAUUGCCCGAGCCCAAUUUGGCUCAGCUCCUGAACAGCAUGACCAAUCCAGCUGCUCUUCAGGUUCUUAUGAGACCAUACCACACAGGAAAGCGUGGAGGGAAGUUUCGUCCUCAUGGUGUUCCUUUUCUCCGACCGCCGCUGACAGCCGCGCUGCUCCAGCUAGGAAAAGCACAGCAGAACGCCAUGCUGGGGAACGGGCUCGUUCUGCAGAACCUUCUCCACAUGCACAUGGCACAGCAGCAGCUCCUGCACAUCAAGGACAAGCACGCCACUAAUGUGAGGAUUCCCAGUCUUUUAGGUGACCCUUCCCGUUUACUUCUCCAUAAAGUCUUGGCUCUGCGAGCUGCAGCCCCGGUGCCAGUGGUGAAGGGCCUGAUUGGCGAUUCCCCCACUGACUCGACUCGGGAGGCUGGAGGGUCCGGAGCAGGCCGAGCUCACAUGAGCCCUGGGGAUCAAAACGGUGUGUCAGCUCCAGACAAACAGCCAGCAGUGUUGACUCACUCCCACAGCCAGACACAUUGCUUCAGUUCUGGGUCAAGUAGAGCAGCACUGAGCGCCAAAGCCCUGGUUAAUCACAACAGCACUGCAUCAGAGACCUGCAUGCUUACAACACAAAGCACCUGCCAGAUGUCUCUGCUGGGAGAGCCACCUAAAGAGGUGAAACUGCCCUCCAACCCUUACCUAAACAUGGCCAGUGUCUUACCUGGAGUGGUGCUGCAAGCUCCCUGUAGCAGCAGCAGCAGUAAAGGCCAGGCGGUCAGUGGGACCUAUAGCUCGGUUCUGCCUCCUGCUUCUCUCCCAACCACCCAGUACAGCACUGAGUGCAAUGCCUCAGAAUACACGAACCAGUACACUCAGCAAUACUCACAGGAGGCCAUGCAGCAGUGGUACCAACAUUAUCAGGCACAGGGCUACAGUAACACUAACCAGGAGAGUACUACAGCCACAGAGUACAGCAAGGAGCAAGCUCAGGCUGUGGUCACGUCUUCAUAUGGAGACUACUCUUCUUACAUGCAGGCUGUAACUCAGUACUAUUCUCAGACUCAGAUAAGCCAAGCUGCUGCACCUGGGUACCAGCAGAGAGACCUCAGCAAGGAGCUGGAGGUCGUAAAGCCACCCAUGGUCUCUCCUCUGUCUCUGAAUGGUGCUGCCCCGCCCAUGCUGCCUGCCUACAGUGCCCUGCCAAUCAUGCCUGGCUUCAUCGCCCCUACACACGCUCACACACACACACCGAGCGCUGUCACUCACACACACACUACGCCCUGCGUGACAGAUUGGAGCCAGUAUUACUAUGCUCGAGGACAGAAGCGAGAAUAUCCCACACUGGCGGUACAGGAAGUGACAACAGAGGGGCCUUACGUAGGCCAGCACUCACAGGGUCUGGGUGGCCAGUAUGCUGACUACUUCAAAAAGAAGAGGAUUUAGAACAACACACACACACACACUCACACCCACACACACUCACACACACACACACACACUGAAUUACAGUGUUUUUGUAGUGCAUUGUUGUUGUCCAGUCAAAGCCUUAACUCUGCACUCGGUGUGUAAGAGUGCUGAUGUUUAACAUGUGAACGUUAAAGGUCUAGAUGUUCUCAGGCCUGUUUUAUUCUGGGCUGCAGACCAGGCGCCUUUUUUUGUAAAACAAACACACACACACGCACACACUCACUCUCUGGCCGGUGUAACGAGAGGCCGCUGUGCUUUAAUAAUAGUAAACUUUUCUGACUUUUUGUAAGGCACCUCACUGCUCCUGGGCUUGCACGUGUGUGUGUGUGUGUGUGUGUAAGAGGUUAAGGGCUGAAAAAGACAGAGCUGUCCUCAGAGAUUUCGCCUUUCAAAAUUGAUGUUGCUUAUAAAUAGUUCGACGUGUUUGGUACACAUGUACAAAUGUAAUCUAUUGUAAAUAUUUCUCUCAAUCUGUUCUGGUUAACAAAAAGGGCCAAAAAUUCACAAACACACGGUUUUACUAGGGUCAAAGACGAAAUGUGUGGGCUGUUCCGUUUUCUAGAAAUUAAUUCUGUACAGAAAUAUGUAUUAAUAUCUCAGUGUCCACUUACAGUUGUAUGUAAAAGUUUGGGCAUCCUUCAAUUAAUUUUGUUGACUUUUGAAGUGAAAAGAAGUAAACACAACCUCUGCAACAAACAAAACAAAAAUAAACACAAACAUAUAUAUAUAUGUGUG
This is a messenger RNA of Ictalurus furcatus (blue catfish), 4132 nucleotides long. It is a transcript of the gene raver2, whose product is annotated as ribonucleoprotein, PTB-binding 2. Lineage: Eukaryota; Metazoa; Chordata; Actinopteri; Siluriformes; Ictaluridae. Gene Ontology annotation, cellular component: cytosol. Gene Ontology annotation, molecular function: mRNA binding. The coding region runs from base 944 to 3373 and encodes 809 amino acids. The record is from RefSeq and is a predicted model, not a curated record. The transcript is spliced from 15 exons.